AUGUGUCCACUCUGGAGAUUCCCGUUUUUACCUGGUCGUGCACAUUGGGGCGCGGCGCCCCGACUGGCCAACACCUUGACAAACCCGGCUGCAACGGACCCAGGCCACAGGCAGCUCGCCGCGGGCAACCAGAGAGCUAUGUCUGCGGGCAGCCUUCGUGUAGCUACUUACAUGCAGGAGCAUCCCGACGACGCAGCGGAAAUACGGGAUGAGCUCAAGUUCUGGAACCAAGUCAUGGACCACCAAGUACCCAUGACCAAGGAACGAGUCGAGGCAACGUUACCGCUUCUCACGGCACUCGAAUGGGGCCCUCUAUUUACCAACACGAGCCCAAUCAUGUUCUGUCCUCUGGGGCUCGAUCCCCUGGAUGUACGCUGCUCAUUUCCUACGGUCGACCCAUCCUCCCAUCUUCACGCGGCCCGGGCCGCCGACGAACACCGGCCUCGCCAACCAGUCAAUCUGGUUCGACCGGACCCGAAGCCUGACUUCUGA
Aphanomyces astaci is the source of this 492-nucleotide messenger RNA. RefSeq lists its product as hypothetical. The transcript has a single exon. The coding region runs from base 1 to 492 and encodes 163 amino acids. The record is from RefSeq and is a predicted model, not a curated record. Lineage: Eukaryota; Oomycota; Saprolegniomycetes; Saprolegniales; Verrucalvaceae.